CCGCCUUCCUUUGGGCUAGCUCCAGCAUCUCUCGUUCUUACAAAAGUUACCUUGGACACGCAAAUCCACCAUUGCAAUGGAAACCUGGUCGAUUACAGGAGAUCCUGACUCUGAUAAUUCCGAUGGCUCUUUCAUUGAUGAUUCUUUCAUGAUACCGUCUCCACCUCUGUACAGGUCAAACACGCCCACAAUGCAAUCUGCUGCACCAGCAAGCCAAGAGCAGAGCCUCAAUGAUCGUCCUCAGCCCAUUUUUGUGAGGAAAAGCAGUCUAGUAUCUAGGGACCCUCCGGAAAUCUCUGAAUUUCGCACGCCACGUCGGCCCUGUCGGGUUCAUUGGGUGCGAGGAAGCGGACUGACAAAUGAUCAACCCUCUGUUGGACACUCUCGCUCUCCAUUAUGGUCUAUAGGUAUCACGACUGAUAGCCGUGGCCGUGAUAAUUCAGAGAAAGUUUUGGACGACGGCAGUGACGGAGAGGAAAGUAACACUGACGACACAGUUAGACCAACUAGACAACCUAGAAACCAUUGGUCAGCAUCAAAUAAACACCAGGAACGCGUUCAAAUGAAGCAGAAGCAGGCUCCUCUUGGAGAUUCGAUGAAGCAGGUCGACGGUACUACCUAUGACUGCUACCCUUGGUCAACGACAGGUUCAGCCCCUAGUGAUGAAGCAAUCCAGUCACAAUUUUACAGGACUGAUCAUGUAUCUGACCGUCAUCACCAACCCCGUGCCGAAAAGGAGACUGAAUACCAUCAUCAACCCGCUUUCACUCCGGGCUCGAAGUCUGAAGCACAUGUCUCGUCUAACGCAAGCAAUUCAGAAAAGCCUCCAGAACGCCGGAGGAGCUCUGGGCGACAGGCAAGUCUCGAGGAGCAAUUUGGUCAUCUCCGAAUGGUACCUGCACCAGCGAUGAGUCAAUUUCCCAUGACGACUUUCCCAGCGCCAAAUGCGUACUAUGACUUGCAUACUGGAGCGAUCUAUUUCAUGCCUUACCCACCAGGAGCAUUCGCACCCGCACCAGUGCCUGGUCGCCCAUCAAAAUCGACGCGUCGCAAAAGACAUUCAUCUCAGGGAGCAAAGUCCAGUUUGCCUACCGAAGAUCCUUCACGUUCCCAGAGUGAGACUAAUCAGCCGGAUGCCGCUUCUCCACGCAAGGGACGUCAUUCACGAAAUGUUACUGUAUACAGCACGGUGCGAGAAGAUCAGCAGACGAAGGUCCAAGUUAUUCAGGGCGGUCUUGCGAGAAUGGAAAUUGAAGAAUAG
Xylona heveae TC161 is the source of this 1261-nucleotide messenger RNA. RefSeq lists its product as hypothetical. The record is from RefSeq and is a predicted model, not a curated record. The transcript has a single exon. The coding region runs from base 77 to 1261 and encodes 394 amino acids. NCBI's taxonomy places the organism in Eukaryota, Fungi, Ascomycota, Xylonomycetes, Xylonales, Xylonaceae.